AUGUGCGGGCGGACGGCCUGUUCCCUGGGGGCCGAGAACCUCCGCCGAGCCUGCGCCUAUCGCGACAGGCGGGGCCGGCGGCGACAACCCGAGUGGAUCCAGGCGGAGCGGUACCGGCCCUCGGACAACAAGGGCCCGCAGUCCAGCGGCCCGGUGCUGCUCCCCCGCCGGCACCUCCAGCAGGAUGCCGACUCCUCCGAGCGGGUCCUCAUGGACAUGCGCUGGGGCCUGGUUCCCUCCUGGUUCAAAAAGGACGACCCCUCCAAAAUGCAGUUUAAUACCUCCAACUGCCGCAGCGAUACCAUGCUGAAGAAGUCCUCCUACAAGGGUGCUCUCCUCAAGGGCAAGCGCUGUGUCGUUCUGGCAGAUGGCUUCUACGAGUGGCAGCAGCACAGUGGGGGGAAACAGCCGUAUUUCAUUUACUUCCCCCAGACCAAGGAUGCUGAGGCCGAGGAGAAGGAGGGAGACGAGGAAUGGCGAGGCUGGAGGUUGCUCACCAUGGCUGGGAUUUUCGACUGCUGGGAGCCGCCGGCAGGAGGAGAAAUGCUGUACACUUACACCAUCAUCACUGUGGAUGCCUCCAAGGACGUGAGCUUCAUCCAUCACAGGAUGCCAGCCAUCCUGGACGGGGACGAGGCCAUCGGGAAAUGGCUGGACUUUGCUGAAGUGCCAACCCAAGAAGCGGUUAAACUCAUCCAGCCCACAGAGAACAUCGUUUUCCACCCAGUGUCCACCUUUGUCAACAGUGUCCGCAACAACGCGCCUGAGUGUCUGGCACCCAUUGAGCUGGGAGCCAAGAAGGAGGUCAAAGCCACCCCGAGCAGCAAAGUGAUGCUGGGCUGGUUAAAAAACUCCCAGGAGGGCUCUCCCCAGAAGAAAGAAAAUGACUUGCCCAGAUGGACGAGCCAGUUCAUCCAUAGCCCUUCGCCCAAGAAAACCAGCGCUGGUAUCCUGCAGCAGUGGCUGGGGAAAGAGGGAGAGCCGGCUGCAAAGAAGCGCAAGGCUUAG
Charadrius vociferus (killdeer) is the source of this 1008-nucleotide messenger RNA. It is a transcript of the gene HMCES, whose product is annotated as 5-hydroxymethylcytosine (hmC) binding, ES cell-specific. Gene Ontology annotation, molecular function: single-stranded DNA binding. The record is from RefSeq and is a predicted model, not a curated record. Lineage: Eukaryota; Metazoa; Chordata; Aves; Charadriiformes; Charadriidae. The transcript is spliced from 6 exons. Gene Ontology annotation, biological process: DNA damage response. The coding region runs from base 1 to 1008 and encodes 335 amino acids.